AUGGACUUACUACCGGUGAACUUUUACGUUCUUCGUUUCUGCGGUGUAUGGAAAGAACAUAAGGAUAGCAACUUGAUGGUACGCUUUGUCAACUUCUGCUACAGAUAUACAAUUGCUGGUAUAAUAUAUCAUUUUACGAUAUUUGAGAUGGCCGAGCUUAUACGUAUGAGAAAUGACAUGGAAGAUUUAACAGAAAGUCUAUUCCUCGUUCUGACCUUUAUGUGUUUGUGCCUAAAGUAUUUAAACGUUUCAAUACGACAGCCCAAGAAAUUCGGUGGAAGAGUCGAUACUGAAACAAUACAAUCUCAAAGGAUAGCCUGUGCCUUCAUGUUUAUUUCGCAAAUAUCGGGUAUCUUGGUUCUCAUAGGACCUUUGAUGUCGAAGAACGAAAGGCAGCUACCGAUGAAGAUGUACGUACCGUAUUCCAUGGUGGAGUUACUUCCUUACCUAUUGACCUAUCUUGAGCAAAUUGCAGUUGUAUUUUACGGGGUAUCACUAAACGUCGCUUUUGAUUCUCUCGUUUAUGGUUUCAUUAUCCAUACCUGCGGGCAGAUCGAAUUGUUGUGUUAUCGAUUGUCGGAAACAUUCCGAUUUCUACAGGAGAAUAAUAAAAAGAUGGAGCACGACGUAAUUGAGAACUUUGCCAUCGCGGAAUGCGUGAGACAUCAUAUUUCACUGUGCAAUAUCACGCGUAGGAUACAAUCAUUAUUUAUGUGGAUUAUCACCACUUUAUUCUUCUUCAGCCUUAUCACUCUCUGCAGCAGCGUCUAUCAGAUGUCUAAUAAAAAGAUUCUCAGUGUUGAAUUCUUCAUUUUUUUAGUAUACUUAGGAGCAAUGUUGUUUCAAGUGUUCUCAUAUUGCUGGUAUGGCAAUGAGCUUGAUUUAAAGAAUAAAAGUAUCGCGUAUGCUAUUUAUGCUAGUGACUGGACAGGAAUAUCGAUAAAGCAACGGAAAAGUUUAUCAUUUAUAAUGAUGAUGAGCCAAGGUGGACGAAUACUUUCUUUUUAUGGAAUUUGCUCGUUAGUUCUUAACACUUUCACAUGGAUUUUAAAGACAUCCUAUUCUUCUUUCAACUUGAUCCAGCAAGCUUCAAUUUAA
Molecule: messenger RNA, 1098 nt
Organism: Cyphomyrmex costatus
Lineage: Eukaryota; Metazoa; Arthropoda; Insecta; Hymenoptera; Formicidae
Product: odorant receptor 46a-like
Exons: 7
Coding region: 1-1098 (365 amino acids)
Biological process (GO): sensory perception of smell; detection of chemical stimulus involved in sensory perception of smell
Cellular component (GO): plasma membrane
Molecular function (GO): olfactory receptor activity; odorant binding
Source: RefSeq, a predicted model, not a curated record